AUGGCUUUGAUCUGGGGUGGGAUUAGAACUGACAUGACCGUGGCAAGCAAUGUUGCCUCUUAUUUCAACAAAGUUACCAAUAUGAUCAAAGACAUUGGCCAGGUGAGCCCUACCUACCGGGAGCUUGGUCAGCUUUACCCUGGACAUCUCGGUCUUCAGCAGUCAUUGUGUGAAUACUAUGCUGGCAUAAUUGAGCUAUGUAGUAAGGUUAUUGAAGUGUCUCGCCGGAAAUCACCCAUGCAAGCCAUCUCGGCGAUUUGGACUCCUUUUGAGACCGAAUUCAGCCCAUUUUUGGAUCGCAUUGGCAAAUAUAGGGAGCUGAUAGGCUUACAGAUCAAUAUUGCAUUAUCAUUUGCCUCAAAGCUCCUCACAGGUUUGGCUCACCAACAGGAAGUGGCGAGGCAGUGGCAGAUCAAUAAGAUGAGACGAGAAGCCGCGGCCCUAAAGAUCAAAAUUCAACAGGGCCUGUGCCCUGUUGAUCAUAUCCAACCGUGGAAACGGAUUGUCAAGCAGCGGGUCCAUUCAACUGCCGAUUGGUUGCUACAUGAAGACGCUCUUAUUAAAUGGCAUACUACUCCUGCCACAUCGAUCCUUUGGUGUACAGGAACGAUGGGUAUGGGAAAGACUGUCCUGAUGUCUAAUGUGGUACCCUUUCUCCAUUUGUCCCGCCGUGAUAAUGAUUCUGUGGCGCAUUUCUUCUGUCAAACAGAAAAUGAGCAAUCCCUUUUGGCUAGAAAUAUCUUUGGUAGCCUAUGUGGUCAGUUACUUCAUUCUGUAAUUGAGGCAAGUAGUCACGAAGACCUGCUUUCCAUGCAGAAUGGGAAUAAGUGUGAGCCGACUCAAAUUCGGGAGAUUGCUUGGGCUCUGGAAAAAAUCCUUCAGGGAAAUGCUGGAACGUUGACAUUGUAG
This is a messenger RNA of Penicillium malachiteum, 909 nucleotides long. RefSeq lists its product as uncharacterized. The coding region runs from base 1 to 909 and encodes 302 amino acids. The record is from RefSeq and is a predicted model, not a curated record. The transcript has 3 exons. Lineage: Eukaryota; Fungi; Ascomycota; Eurotiomycetes; Eurotiales; Aspergillaceae.